Molecule: messenger RNA, 3577 nt
Organism: Frieseomelitta varia
Lineage: Eukaryota; Metazoa; Arthropoda; Insecta; Hymenoptera; Apidae
Gene: hfp
Product: poly(U)-binding-splicing factor half pint
Exons: 11
Coding region: 1222-3054 (610 amino acids)
Biological process (GO): regulation of alternative mRNA splicing, via spliceosome; alternative mRNA splicing, via spliceosome; mRNA splice site recognition
Cellular component (GO): catalytic step 2 spliceosome; precatalytic spliceosome
Molecular function (GO): RNA binding
Source: RefSeq, a predicted model, not a curated record
GCUUCGGAUCUUUUUGCAUUAAGUUAAUUGUUCCGUUUCGGUUCAGAUUUACUUGGUAAAAUAGAUCCAAGGGAAGUUAGUCUUAGCGUGUUGGAUUACAAAGGAUAAUGAACGGAGCAAUGGCCAUGGCACCAACAUCUCAGAAUAAUGUGGAACCUCCAAACAAGAAACCUAGAGUUGAAGAUGUUACAGCGGAGAGACAGUACAGAAUCUGUGGCCUACGACUGAGCUGUGAUCAUGAGCGUGCGCCAAACAAAGAAAGAGAACGCUACAUUCGUUGAACAGAACAAAUCAGAGUUUUGCAAACUCCCACUGACACAGCAUCUAUUGUCGAAUUUGUGCGUCGCCUCAAUCUCGGAUAGUUUGCGCACAACCAUCAUUGCUCAGCCCAGAACACGGUUAGCUGUUAAUCAAAUGAUCGAACAAAACUAAUAAUAUUAAUUCGUGAAACUGCAAAAGUCAUAAAAGAGAAAGAGAAACGUUUCAACGUGUUCUGAUUUCUGUUUCAGAGACUAGCAGACCAAAUUGGUUAUGAUCAUACGAAACCUAAUCUAAUUAUUGGUAGUCUUUUUUUGGGGCUGAUAGUGUAAACAGUAAUGAAAUUUAGAUGUGAAAACACUAUUAAUUGAUUAAUUGCGGUGAUUUCUCUUAAAUUUUGCUAUUGUUUUAGUGCAAUUUUGACAUUAUUCCUCUUUCAAAACAUAAAAAUGUUUUUAUUUUAAUGACAUGAAAGAAAAAGAAAUGUAUUUACAUGUAUAUGUUAUAUUUAAACGAGUAUAUACAUAUAAUUAUGUACAUAUAUUACUUUAUAUACAAGAAUAACGUUACUGUUCUUGAUUGUUUUAAUUUCUUUGAACUUACAGUUUGGAGGACGAUUCUACCGCAGUGGGAAUUGCUGUACGACAUCGUUACUUUUUCCGUCUCGUUUUAAGUCAUUUCUUUCACUUUCUAUCCAUAUUGAAGAUUAUAGAGAUGUUUAAAACUUGUACUAUAUAAAAUUUUACAGUAUACUUGUGCACCAAAUAUUAAAUAUUCUUGAAUUGAAUAUUAGUCAUAUAUAUAAUUCAAAUUCUGUUUAAUUUUAAUGAAUAAUAAGACUAAAAAUUAAGAAAUCAAAUCUGUAUGUCUUAUGAAACCAUAAACUGUUCUGGUAUCCCUAUCAUCACAAAGCAAAAAGUAAAAGUUGGAUAAUAUUUUUCAAGAAGUUUGUACGAGUAUGUGAUGGUGGAAGUACUAAAUGUAAUAUGUAUUAUGUUUCAUUAUUGUCUAAUGCCAACUUUUUUCGUAGGAAAUGCAUCAGAGUUCUUGCCAGGCCCUAUAUAUGAUCUUAAUCAGAUUAAACAAGUUGUUGCUGGACCUGGAGCUAAAUAUCUUACAUUACCUGGCAUUCUAGGUGCGGGUCUUCCAAAAAUUACAUCAGAACAACAGGAUACAGUAAAUAGAGCAAAAAAAUAUGCAAUGGAGCAGAGCAUCAAAAUGGUUCUAAUGAAGCAGACUCUCGCGCAUCAACAACAGCAAAUGGCUAGUCAACGGAAUCAGGUGCAGAGACAGCAGGCUCUCGCCCUCAUGUGCAGGGUAUAUGUGGGCAGCAUCAGUUUUGAAUUAAAAGAGGAUACGAUUAGGCAAGCUUUCUUGCCUUUUGGUCCUAUAAAAUCAAUCAACAUGUCUUGGGAUCCAGUCACACAGAAGCACAAAGGAUUUGCAUUCGUCGAAUAUGAGAUACCUGAAGCAGCACAACUUGCUUUGGAACAAAUGAAUGGUGUCAUGAUUGGUGGACGUAACAUCAAGGUAGCGGGACGUACCUAUAUAACGAAUUUCCUGUCCCCCAGCAAUCCUAUCAUCCCGCCGGAGGUUGUGGGGCGUCCGUCGAAUAUGCCUCAAGCCCAAUCUGUUAUAGAUGAAAUUACCGAAGAGAGUAAACACUAUAAUCGGAUUUACAUUGCGUCGAUUCAUCAAGAUUUAACUGAAGAUGAUAUUAAAUCCGUAUUUGAGGCAUUUGGUCCGAUUACAUAUUGUAAAUUGGCACAAGGCAGUUCACCCCAUCGACAUAAAGGUUACGGUUUUAUCGAAUAUGAAACAAUGCAAGCUGCGUUAGAGGCUAUUGCAUCAAUGAAUUUAUUUGACUUGGGCGGACAAUACUUACGAGUGGGGAGAGCUAUUACACCACCAAAUGCUCUCAUGGGUCCGCCAAGUGGAACUAGUAUGAUGCCCACUGCUGCUGCAGUUGCAGCUGCAGCUGCAACUGCAAAAAUCCAAGCGAUGGAUGCUGUAGCUAGUAAUGCAGUUGCUCUUGGUUUGACCAAACUUGGAGCAGCUGCUCCACCAAUUUUGAAUCAAGCUUUACCAGGUAUAGUAAGGCCCAGUAUUGCCCCUGCAACAAUGAUGGCACCACCGACUAUAGCAACCGUAGCACCUGUUAUACCUCCGCCUGGUAUCGCUAUACCACAAACUUUGACUCGACCUCCUGCGAUAAUUCAGCCGAUACCUGGGCAGCCAGUUGUUAUACCUCCUCCAGCUGUUGUAGCGCCUACAAUAGUAGGAACUCCAGUCAUACCUGUUACAACUACAACAAAUUCUGAUAUUAUGAGACGGGCACAAGAACAAGCGGCUCAUCAAAAACAGCAGGAAGAAUUACAGAAAAAAUUGUUAGAGGAGACAGAACCGCAAACAUUGCAACAACAAGAAAAUAUGUCGAUCAAAGGACAAAGUGCGCGUCAUCUUGUUAUGCAAAAGCUUAUGCGCAAAGUUGAAUCUCGAGUUGUUAUUUUACGAAAUAUGGUAGCUCCGGAAGAUGUAGAUGAAAGUUUACAAGAAGAAAUUCAAGAUGAAUGUUCUAAAUUUGGAGUUGUAGAAAGAGUUAUUAUAUAUAAUGAACGACAAUCUGAAGAUGACGAAGAUGCAGAAGUUAUUGUAAAAAUUUUUGUUGAAUUUUCUCAAAUGAGUGAAGCGGAACGUGCAAGAGAUUCUUUGAAUGGUCGUUAUUUCGGUGGACGAUUAGUAAAAGGAGAAUUAUAUGAUCAAGCUUUAUUUGAUAAUAGUGACUUUUCUGGUUGAUUAUAAAAUACUAAUAAUCUGUUGAAUUCCGUCAGUUACUUUUGAACAAAAGAAUUUAUACUUAUCGUUGAGUGAUGUUCCAUGUGUCUACACCGGAAAUACUGUCUUAUCAAACUUCGAUAAUUAUAGUCUAUCUUCUGAUUAAGAAGUUUAGCUUCUUUUUAAUUUUUGUCUAGACUUAAAAUUAGAUCAAUCGAAACUAUCAUCAAUAUCCAGUAGAAUGAUAUUUUAAAAGAUUAUUUCAAAAUAUAAAUUGAAAAUUAUUGGAUAGUCUUGCUCAAUGAAUCACUAUUAUCAACACUUAUGUUUAAAACAUUUUAUUUAAAUUCAGUAGCAAUACUGUUAUUUCUGUUCAGAAAAAUUUAAUUGAUAAUUUGCAGAAUAUAAGUGUGCAGAAAAGAUAUAGGAUAUUAAUGAAUUGUUUUAUUCAUAGACUAUAUACAAAUAAUAUACAAUAUACAUUAAAAAAUUAAAAUUAUGUCAUAAUACAAGUGUACGUUAUAAUAAAGUUUGUACAUAUUUA